This is a messenger RNA of Vicia faba (fava bean), 846 nucleotides long. Lineage: Eukaryota; Viridiplantae; Streptophyta; Magnoliopsida; Fabales; Fabaceae. The record is from the annotation of a GenBank genome assembly.
AUGAGUAUCUCAACCUUAGUUCAAUCAAUUUCGACAGCGAAAUUCCUUCUGAGUAUUGCAAAGCUUAAGGAUUUUACCUUGGUUGACCUGAAAAUUUUCAAGACUGAGUUUUCUGGUAAAAUUCCUGAUGGACUCUGGAGAGCUGAAAAUUUGGCGAGUUUCAUGAUUAGUGAUAACAAGUUCAAUGGUGAGCUUCCUCAAAAUUUGUCUUCAUGCAUUUCACUUUUUGAUAUACUAAGUUAUAAUCAAUUUUAUGGUGGAAUUCCAAUUGGAGUAGCUUCUUGGAUUAAUGUGGUUAAGUUCAUAGCUAGCAAGAAUUAUCUUAAUGGAAGUGUUCCUCCAGAGCUAACAGCACUUCCUAAACUUCAAACAUUGUUGCUUGAUCAAAAUCAGCUAAAAGGGUCACUUCCAAAUGAUAUAUUAUCAUGGAAAUCAUUAGUGAUUCUAAAUCAACUUAUUGCUUUUGAUAGUAGCUUUUUGAACAAUUCUGGUUUAUGUGCUGAUAAACCAAAACUUAGUGUUAGCCUUUGCAAUUUCGGCCUUGAAAAACCAACCAAAACCUCACAUUGGUCUAUUGGUUUGAUUAUUAGCCUUACUGUGGUGACUUUCUUGUUGGCUUUGCUUGCAUCAUUCAUGAUUAUCAAACUUUACAAGAAAAGAAAACAUGAAUCGGAAAGUUCAUGGAAGCUCAUUUCAUUUCAAAGGCUAAGUUUCACUGAAUUAGACAUACUUUCCUCAAUGACAGAACAAAAUAUCACCGGCAGUGGUGGGUUCGGCACGGUAUACUGCGUACGCGUUAACGGUUUAAGCUAUGUUGCUGUGAAAAAAAUCAUGAGUAACAGAUAG